CGGGGUUUAUGCGUGUUCUAGAAGGCCAGCAUCUUGUUUGUUACAUUGUCGCUGAAACUGACGAGCAGUUACUGUGUCGCGGUUAUAUUGUUUCCAGUUGCUGUUACAUUGUUACCUGACACAGUUACAUUGUAUCAGCGCGGCUCCUCCAUUCUAUUCCGAUGUCUGGGCGAGGUAAGACCGGCGGCAAAGCACGGGCCAAGGCCAAGUCCCGAUCUUCUCGGGCCGGCUUGCAGUUCCCAGUCGGCCGCGUCCACCGCCUGCUGCGGAAAGGCAACUACGCCGAGAGAGUGGGAGCCGGGGCGCCGGUCUACCUGGCCGCCGUCCUCGAGUAUCUCUCAGCUGAGAUCCUGGAGUUGGCCGGCAAUGCGGCCCGGGACAACAAGAAGACCAGGAUCAUUCCCCGCCACCUACAGCUGGCCAUCAGGAACGACGAGGAGCUCAAUAAGCUGCUGGGAGGGGUGACCAUCGCUCAGGGAGGCGUCCUACCCAACAUCCAGGCCGUGCUGUUACCAAAAAAGACCCAGACUUCUAAAAAAUGAGGCAAUGCGGUUUGCUUUGCAAAUGGCUUUGAGCAAUUUCUUUUUUUUCGGCUGGGGGUAUUGGGGGAUGUAAAAAUUGCAACCAAUUCGUCAUGGAUCCGGUCUUUGGUUUCCUUUUUUAUUUUACUAUCACACUAGCCGAUCGCAAGAGUUUUGAGAUCGAGGAACUGUCCGACCGUAAACCGUCGUUAAAAAGACUCAUAGUCAGGAAAAUCCGCUCUUGCUUUGCGGACUCCGCGUGUUGGAUAGCCACUUCUGUGUCUGUGUUUGCCUGUAUGUUCAGUUUCUGAUUGUAAUUUUUGCGGAUUCCGCGGGAAAUGGCUCGGGUCUGUUGUUUAAAUAUACCAAGGCGUUAUGUUGUCGCCGGAGAGAUGGUAUUUUUCUGAUUGUAACUGUGUUGUUUGGUUUUUUUUUUGCUUUGUUUCCAUUCUCCUAAAGCCUUCUCAGUCAAAACGUGACUGAGACCAUGGGUUAGCUAGUGUAUUUUUUUAAGUGAUCUGUAUUAUUGAGAUUAAUUUUUUCCUUUUUUUGGUUUUGUUUCAAUUCGCUAUCCGGCCGAGGAAAUAACUGAUUUUUUCGUUGAACUGUUGAAUAGAUCCUCAUCCCACGGUUUCGGAGAUGUUUGUUGUUAUCUAGCUUUUAGCACUUUAAAUGCAUUCAGUGUUUUUGAACUUUUAUUUGUGUGGG
Messenger RNA from Stegostoma tigrinum, 1229 nucleotides. Its product is annotated as histone H2A. Bases 162 to 542 code for a protein of 126 amino acids. The record is from RefSeq and is a predicted model, not a curated record. The transcript has a single exon. Gene Ontology annotation, molecular function: structural constituent of chromatin; DNA binding; protein heterodimerization activity. Lineage: Eukaryota; Metazoa; Chordata; Chondrichthyes; Orectolobiformes; Stegostomatidae. Gene Ontology annotation, cellular component: nucleosome.